Eutrema salsugineum is the source of this 1371-nucleotide messenger RNA. Its product is annotated as F-box protein At2g05970. NCBI's taxonomy places the organism in Eukaryota, Viridiplantae, Streptophyta, Magnoliopsida, Brassicales, Brassicaceae. The coding region runs from base 1 to 1158 and encodes 385 amino acids. The record is from RefSeq and is a predicted model, not a curated record. Gene Ontology annotation, molecular function: protein binding. The transcript has a single exon.
AUGGGACAGGGCAAAAAGUUAGCUACUUGGCGGCGGCGUAGACAAGCAGUCGAGGAAGAAAUCCCGGGGAAUUUCAACUGGUCGGAGCUUUGUCCGGAUUUGCUGAGAUGCGUUUUCAAACGAUUGAGUUUCACAGCUCUCAGUCGAGCAAAAUCAGUAUGUUCUUCGUGGCACUCUGCUUCGAGAGGCUGUGUCCCUAACCGAAAUCAGAUUCCAUGGCUGGUUCUCUUCCCUCGCAACGAGGAAACCAACAAAGAAAGUAGUUGUGUCUUGUUCGUCCCAGACGACACAGAAAGAGUCUACAAAACAAGAGAUCUCGGUCUUGACUUUUUCAAGAGUCGUUGUCUAGCGACUUGUGGUAGCUGGCUCCUAAUGUCAAGUCCUCUACGGGAUCUCUACAUGCUCAAUCCUUUAACUGGGGAGAGGACUAAUCUACCCGUUACUCAGUAUCUUAGAGCAGACUUAAAGUACGAGCGAGCAUGUUUUUGGAUAGACAACAAAACCAAAGAUUACCUAGUUAUAUGGAACAUGGCCAAGUCUUCUACAUUUAUCAAGAAAAGGGAUAACAAGUGGCACGAGUUUCCGAUGGUCAGAUGGAAUGAAGAUUUGCUCUACAAUCACAAGGACCAAAAGCUCUACGUCUAUAAUCAAAAGUAUUGUUCUGUCACGACUUGGGAUUUCUCAGGAGAUGGUAUCCCACGCGAAGUUGAUGAGCAUCAUCUUUCCUUUUGGUUCAAUCAUUAUGAUUUUCCCUCUUGGCUUAAUGAAGAAGAUGAUGAACUCUAUUGGGAGAAGCUAGUCGACUUCAGGACACGCGUUGCAGUCUCAGUAUCUGGAGAUGUUUUGGGUGUAGCAUGUAUAAAGUUUAGCUGCAAAACAUGGCAUUUUCGUAUCUACAAGCACGUGAACGGCGAGCGUGUGAAGAUCGAUUCUUUGGGCGAUGAGUCAUUGAUCUACGACAUAGGUAUCACUGUUUUCGCCAAAGACAUCCCAGGGAUCAAAAGAAACUCUAUCUAUUUCAGUGGGCUCGACCAUGGGAGAGAGGAUCCAGGUCACAUAUUUGUCUAUGAUCUCACCACCCAAAAGAUGGAACCUUUGCCACAACGCAUCUUCUCCUCCAUACAAUUCUCUGAUGCUCGAUGGUUCUUCCCGUGCUAGUCUAGCUUCAAUGAUUAUUUGCUUGGUUUGUUCUUGCUUUCCGAUUUCAAGUCUUGAUAAUAUAAUGAUGAUACAUUAUAUUAUUUCAUCGUCUUUCCUUAUCUGCUGAGAGUUUAGUCUCACAAUUACAAGUCUCAACGAGACACAAUUGGGGGCUAACUCGUGCUUUGAUUAAAGAAUGGUGUACUAAUAUUUUAUCUUUUUUAGCUAUGU